AUGGCCGAAACAGAUAUUCAAUCCCCCGAACUCUCGGAGCAGGAAAAGCGAACCGAACUCAAAGACUUGAUUGAACGCGCCGCUGCAAAAGAUGCGACCAAAGAUCAUGACUCUGCUUCUGAGCUCUAUUCCCAAGCUACCGAGCUUCAAGCCGAACUGAACGGUGAAUUAUCCCCAGAAAAUGCCGAUUUGCUCUACGCCUACGGAAAAUCACUCUACAAUGUCGCAGUGAGCAAGAGCGAUGUCCUUGGCUCCAAGGUAGCCGGUGAGCCGGAGUCUGGUACCGCUUCCUCGACAAAUUCUUCUUCCGCCAAGUCGAAAUCCGCAAGCGGCGGCCUUGUCAAAGGCGCCAUUGCAAACUCGGCGCAAACUUCAUCUAAGCACGCAAAGAAAGAAUCAGAGCCUACAGGAUCGAAACCAUUGUUCCAAUUUACGGGUGAUGAGAACUUUGUCGACUCCGAGUCUGAGGAUGAAGAGACUGGCGACCAAGACGAAGACGAGGAUGAAGAUGAUGAUUUCGCUAAUGCUUUUGAGGUCUUGGAUUUGGCUCGGGUUCUGUAUCUCAAAAAAUUGGAGGCUGCAGAAGAAAUUGACGGUGGUAAAGGAAAAUCCACAGAAGUAUCUACAGACACAAAGCACCUUAUGGAGCGACUCGCAGAUACACAUGAUCUUCAAGCCGAAAUUUCACUGGAGGCAGAGAGAUUCAGCGAUGCAGUUGCUGAUUUGAGAACUGUUCUUGAAUUGAGAAACUCGCUAUAUUCUCUUGAGGAUCCCUCAGUCGCUGAGUGCCAUUACAAGCUCUCCCUCGCCUUGGAAUUUGCAUCCGUCCAGCAAGGUGACGAAGAAAAUGAUAAGAAGCCCAAGGUUAAUGAGGAGAUGAGAAAAGAGGCUGCUACCGAAAUGGAACGUGCUAUUGAAAGUUGCAAGAUCCGAAUGGCUCAAGAAGAAAAGAAGCUCGAGGCUGAAAAAGAUGAGGAUGAGGAUAAGGCAAAUGCGACAAAAAGAAAGAUCGCAAACGUGAAAGAAAUCGUCACUGACAUGGAGCAACGGCUUGCUGACCUCCGCCGGCCACCUGUCUCGAUCGAACAAAAUGACCAGUCCAACGAAGCUAUGUUGAAGGGAGUCCUGGGUCAGAUCAUCGGCCAGUCGGCAAUGGAUCAGAAAGCUCAACUUGACGCAGCCAGCAAGGGAGCUACAGAUCUAUCUGCAUUUGUCAAGCGCAAGCCCGCAAAAGACCCAGCUCAAAAGGCUGAGACGACCUCCAAACGACCUGCCGAAGAAGAACAUGCUACGGAGAGUGGCUCGAAACGGUCUCGCACCGACCAUGCGUCCUCUUGA
This is a messenger RNA of Penicillium soppii, 1338 nucleotides long. RefSeq names its product SHNi-TPR domain-containing protein. Gene Ontology annotation, cellular component: nucleoplasm. NCBI's taxonomy places the organism in Eukaryota, Fungi, Ascomycota, Eurotiomycetes, Eurotiales, Aspergillaceae. The transcript has 2 exons. Gene Ontology annotation, biological process: CENP-A containing chromatin assembly; DNA replication-dependent chromatin assembly. Gene Ontology annotation, molecular function: histone binding. Bases 1 to 1338 code for a protein of 445 amino acids. The record is from RefSeq and is a predicted model, not a curated record.